GGUAUGGGAGACUGCUUCUUUAUUCUAACAAUAUGCAGAACAUUCCUGUGUGGUCUACAAAUGUGACGGUUCAAACUGCGAGCACUAGUUGCAGGGCUCAGCUUUUAGAUUCUGGAAAUUUAGUUAUUUUCCGGGAUAAUAAAAGCAAAAACUUUAUGUGGCAGAGUUUUGAUUAUCCUACAGAUACUCAACUUCCGGGUAUGAAACUAGGCGUGAAUUGGAAUUUGGGGAUAGAAUGGGUCUUAACAUCUUGGAAGUCACAGGAUGACCCUGGAACUGGGGAAUACACCGAAAGGCUCUAUUCCAAUCAGACCGCCACCCCCCAGUUUUUUACUUUUUAUAAAGGUUUGACUCCGUAUUGGCGAGCUGGUACAGUGGACCCGCGUAAUUUUGUCAGUAAUCAGGACGAAAUGUAUUUCUUUUUUAAAAACGAUAGCACUUCAAUAAGGUCGGUGUUGAAGGAUUCUGGGUCACUGCAAAUCCUCGAGUGGAGCAAUGCGAAUAGAGAAUGGAAGGAACUAUGGUCUGCGCCAAAAUAUCGGUGUGACCUGUAUGGAGAGUGCGGUGCCAACAGCAAAUGUAGCCCUGACAAUUUCAAUUUUUUUGGGUGUGAGUGUCUGCCAGGGUAUGAACCGAAGUCUGUCAAUGAUUGGAAGAGAUGA
Messenger RNA from Malus domestica (apple), 662 nucleotides. The record is from RefSeq and is a predicted model, not a curated record. Lineage: Eukaryota; Viridiplantae; Streptophyta; Magnoliopsida; Rosales; Rosaceae.